Molecule: messenger RNA, 207 nt
Organism: Sphaeroforma arctica JP610
Lineage: Eukaryota; Ichthyosporea; Ichthyophonida
Exons: 1
Coding region: 1-207 (68 amino acids)
Source: RefSeq, a predicted model, not a curated record
AUGUCGUAUCAAAAUGACGAGAUCUUCCAAAAUUUGCCUAACGAAGAAGGAGAUAUUGGGUUCUCGAGUAGUGAUGCUAGCGAUACGAUGCCGCCAUUAAUGUCAACCAGCAGCAGUAAGGUGGAAGAAGACUUGAGACCGGAGGAGCAUGGGAAUGGCCGUGGAGAACUACCUACGAUCGAUGAAGUGGAAGAAAAGAGAUUUUGA